AUGAACAAUAAUGAAGAAGAAACCACCACACCCAAUUCAUCAUCAAUCAUCCAUAGCAAACCAGGAAAAGAAAUGUUGAACCUGCUCGAUGUCCCAAUUCCCGGUUUCUUCUACCUUCUGAUACCGCUCUUCCUAAUCUCCACAUGGCUCAUAGUUUUCAGAAAACCCAAAACCAACAACACCCCGCCAUCUCCAUUCAAGCUCCCCAUCCUCGGCAACCUCCACCAACUGGGCUCCCACCCGCACCGCUCCCUCCAAUCCAUGGCGCAGCGCCACGGCCCGAUCAUGCUCCUCCACCUCGGCCACGCCCCCAUGGUGGUGAUCUCCUCCCCUGAAUCCGCCAAGGAAAUCCUGAAAACCCACGACCUCACCUUCGCCAACCGGACCGAUUCCAUAAUCUCCAGGAGGCUAUUCUACAACUACAGAGACCUCUCGUUGUCGCCCUACGGCGAGUACUGGCGCCAGAUGAGGAGCAUCUGCGUGAUGCAGCUCCUGAGCACCAAAAAGGUCCAGUCUUUUCGUUCUGUGAGGGAAGAGGAGGCGAAUUUGAUGGCCGGGCUAAUCCAAGCGCGAUCGCGCUCGGGCUCCCCUGCCGAUUUAGGGGAGCUGUUUGCUGGGCUGACAGAGGAUGUGAUUUCCAGAGUUGCGUUUGGGAGGAAGUACAGGAAGCUGAAGGAGAUGUUGAAGGAGAUGGCGGUUCUGCUGGGGAUUUUCAAUGUGGCCGAUUUCGUGCCGUGGAUGGGUUGGAUUAAUCGAUUCAACGGGUUGAAUGAUCGGGUGGAGAGGGUUUUCGGAGAGUUCGAUCGGUUUCUGGACGAAAUUGUGGAUGAGCAUGUUGCUGCCAGGAGGAGGCAGGGGAAUGAGAAAACAGAGGAGCUGGAGCAGAGGGAUUUCGUCGAUGUCCUGCUCGACGCGCAGCAGGAGAACGAAUUGAUGGAUCGCGACAGCAUCAAAGCAAUCAUUCUGGACAUGUUCGGUGCGGGAAGCGAUACCACAUUCACGGCGCUGGAAUGGGCUAUGACAGAGGUGCUAAAGCACCCAAGAGUGACCAGAACGCUACAAGAGGAGAUCAGAAGCGUGGCCGGGAACAAGCCGAGCGUAAACGAGGACGACAUAGAGCGAAUGCCGUACUUGAAAGCGGUGAUCAAGGAAUCUCUCCGGCUCCAUCCGCCGAUUCCGCUGCUGGUUCCGAGGGCGGCAACGAACGAUACGAAGGUGAUGGGCUACGACGUGAAGGCGAAGACAGGGGUGUUGAUCAACGCGUGGGCGAUCGGGAGGGAUCCCGCGGCUUGGGAGGAUGCAGAGGAGUUCAGGCCGGAGAGGUUUCUGUCGAGCUCGAUCGAUUACAAAGGAUUGGAUUUCCAAUUGAUUCCGUUUGGCGCUGGAAGGCGAGGGUGUCCUGGGAUUACUUUUGCAGCUGCGGUGCUGGAGCUGGCGAUGGUUGCCGUGCUGCACAAGUUUGAUUGGAGCUUCCCCGGCGGAGCGAAAGCGGAGGAUUUGGAUAUGAGUGAGGCCCCUGGGAUGGCUGUCCAGCGGAAGUUCCCACUUCUCGCCAUUGCGACUCUGCACCAGUUUUGA
Linum tenue is the source of this 1578-nucleotide messenger RNA. The record is from the annotation of a GenBank genome assembly. Lineage: Eukaryota; Viridiplantae; Streptophyta; Magnoliopsida; Malpighiales; Linaceae.